This is a messenger RNA of Cicer arietinum (chickpea), 1001 nucleotides long. The record is from RefSeq and is a predicted model, not a curated record. Lineage: Eukaryota; Viridiplantae; Streptophyta; Magnoliopsida; Fabales; Fabaceae.
CAUUCAAUCUAUAUAAUCACUAACCCAAAUCUGACUAUCUGACAAAUUCACCUUGCCAUAUAAACACACCUUCCUUAUUUUCUCCAAACACAAGCAACCUAACUACUUAAGCUCAAAUGGGCCAUAACAAAAAUCUAGGAUUCACCAAAAAAAGUUGGUUUCAAUGGACCACAAAUGUUGUAUUCAUGUUACUAGCUUUGUUUGCAACAAUGACAUUGGAGAUUGAAGACAAAGUUGAAGAAGAGCCAUCAAGUGGUUUAUUAUGCAUUAGUGAAUGUGUCACAUGUCCUACAAUAUGUUCACCACCACCUCCUAAACUAGUAACAUCAAAUUCAAAUCAUCCUCCUCCUUCACUCCUAACACCAAAUAAUAAUAAUCCUCCACCUCCUCCUUUAUUAACAUCAUAUACACCCCCUUUUCCACUCAUACACCCUCCAAAUUCUCCACUCUUAACACAAAAUCCACCACCACCUCCUUUAUUAACAUCAUAUCCACCACCACUUCCACUCACAGCAUCACAUUCUCCUCCUCCUUCUCCUCCACUUCUAAAAUCAUAUCCUCCACCAUCACUAAGUCUUCCACCACCACUUUUGACUAUGUCGCCGCCGGCCCCUUCAUCACAUUCUUCAGGGGAAGCUCCUCCACCACCUUUGAAAUCCUCACCUUCUUCAGGCUCGACACAAGGACAACCUAACGUAAUUGGUGAUUCACCACAUAACUAUCCAUAUCCCUAUUACUACUAUUAUGCCUCAUGUGCAUCUCAUUUUUCUAAUCAUAUUUUACCCUUCUUUAUUGUAUUAAUGUUCCUUCAUCAAAUAGUAUUUGCUUGCUAAGUGAUAACAAGUAAUUGUAUGUAGUGUACAAAAUUUUAUAGAAACAUAGAAUUAUAUAUCUGUGAGGAAAAUAAUUUGGAAUUGUCAUAUAUUUUAUGUAAUUAAUACUAAUCCUCUGUAAUUUGUGAGUAAAUUGAAGUUGAUUAUAGUUUGGCUUUUUCUUUUUAA